Messenger RNA from Ramularia collo-cygni, 753 nucleotides. Its product is annotated as related to Probable xyloglucan-specific endo-beta-1,4-glucanase A. The coding region runs from base 1 to 753 and encodes 250 amino acids. NCBI's taxonomy places the organism in Eukaryota, Fungi, Ascomycota, Dothideomycetes, Mycosphaerellales, Mycosphaerellaceae. The transcript has 4 exons. The record is from RefSeq and is a predicted model, not a curated record. Gene Ontology annotation, molecular function: cellulase activity. Gene Ontology annotation, biological process: polysaccharide catabolic process.
AUGAAGUUCACGACCUCCCUCCUAGCAAUCACUGGCCUCGUCGCUGCAGCACCAAGCAAGACGCUCAGCGAGCGAGCAAACUCUUGCGGCCAAUGGGAUAGCGUUGUAACGGGCACAUACACCGUCUACAACAACCUCUGGGGCCAGGACUCAGCGACAUCCGGAAGCGGUUGCUUCAGCGUAGAGAGUUUGAGCGGCAAAAGCGUCGCAUGGUCCGCCUCAUGGUCGUGGGCAGGCGCCGCGAACGUCGUGAAGGCGUAUCCGAAUGUCGUCGUAACCGCCGCUGCUAAGCGUCUGUCUGAGAUUGCUUCGAUCGAAUCAAGCUGGGCUUGGAAGUACGGCGGCGCGGAUGUGGUCGCUAAUGUGGCGUACGACUUGUUCACCUCUUCGACAGCGGCUGGGGAGGAAGAGUUCGAGAUCAUGAUCUGGCUUGCUGCAAUCGGAGGAGCAGGCCCGAUUUCUUCCGCCUAUGGAGCGGAUGGAAAGCCAACUGCUAUUGCCACUGUAACUCUUGUCGGACAUGAGUUCAGCUUGUUCAAAGGUCCGAACGGACAGAUGACUGUCUUUUCCUUCGUUCCGAAGAGCGAGAUCGCCAAUUUCAGCGGCGAUUUGAAAGCGUUCGUUGAUUAUCUUGUCACCAAGCAGGGCUUGGACCAGAGUCAAUAUCUGAUCAGCACGGGCGCUGGCACGGAACCCUUCACCGGGACGAAUGCAGUGUUCAACGUGUCUGGGUACAGUGUGAAUAUUGCCUGA